Messenger RNA from Exophiala aquamarina CBS 119918, 1548 nucleotides. Its product is annotated as 3-dehydroquinate synthase. Lineage: Eukaryota; Fungi; Ascomycota; Eurotiomycetes; Chaetothyriales; Herpotrichiellaceae. The transcript has 4 exons. Bases 1 to 1548 code for a protein of 515 amino acids. Gene Ontology annotation, molecular function: 3-dehydroquinate synthase activity. Gene Ontology annotation, biological process: antibiotic biosynthetic process. The record is from RefSeq and is a predicted model, not a curated record.
AUGUCAGAUCUCAAGGCAACAGUUGCCGAAACAGCGGCUGGCUUUGAUGUCAGAGGCUGUGAGGAGAUCAACUACGGCUUCACCUUCAUCGAUGGUGUCUUCGACACCAAGCACAACCAGCUUGCUGAAUGCUAUCAAAAAUGGGGCCGAUGCCUUGCCGUCAUGGACUACAACAUCUUCUCUGUGUAUGGAGAACAAGUGCAACGAUAUUUCGAUUAUUAUAAUAUUGACCUUGAUGUGCAUAAAACUAUGAUUGGAGAGAAAGCCAAGUCGAUCCACACUUUCCUAAGCAUCGUUGAUUCAAUGAACAAGUUCGGAAUUUAUAGAAAGGAACCUGUUCUCGUCAUUGGCGGUGGACUUGUUACUGACGUUGCUGGCUUUGCAUGCGCCGCGUAUCGCAGGAACACCAAUUAUAUUCGAGUACCAACCACAGUCAUCGGUCUGAUCGACGCAUCUGUCUCGAUCAAAGUUGCUGUAAACUAUGGCAACUACAAAAACCGUCUCGGUGCUUAUCACGCACCUAUGCAGACAUUCUUAGACUUCACUUUCCUUCGAACUCUCCCCGAAGCACAGAUCCGCAACGGCUUUGCUGAGCUCAUCAAAAUUUCGACCUGUGCCCAUCUUCCCACAUUCGAACUCCUUGACAAAUAUUGUGAGGCGCUCAUAGGGACUGGAUUCGGUCGAUGUGAUGGUGCCGCAGAAGAAGUUCGAGAUGCUGCAGACGUCAUCAAUCGGAACGGAAUUCAUGAAAUGCUCAAAUUGGAGACCCCAAAUCUUCAUGAACUUGGUCUGGACCGAGUAAUUGCUUAUGGCCAUACGUGGUCGCCACUCCAUGAACUUGUCCCAGAAGUCCCGCUUCGACAUGGUCAUGCUAUCUCUAUAGACAUGGCCUAUUCUGCAACACUGGCCAACAUGCGUGGUCUGCUCAGUGACGAGGAACACAAGAGAUUAUUGAACCUCUUUUCCAGAGCUGGACUCUCAAUGGAUCAUCAUCAAUUCGAUGAAGACAUUCUUGAGAAGGCAACACACGCAAUUCUGAGAACCCGUGAUGGCAAGCUUCGCGCUGCCGUCCCUAGUCCCAUCGGGCAAUGUGUGUUCUUGAACGACGUUUCUACGGAUGAAAUGUUCGCUGCUCUCAAGGUUCACAAGGCCUUCAUGAAAGGUUAUCCGCGGAACGGAGAGGGUCUCGAAGCAUUCGUUGAUGCCAGCGACACUGGCUAUACUGUGAACGGCCAGCCUGCCGAGCAGAAUGGCAUUUCUGAUGGUCUCAAAAAAAUCAAUGUGCUUAAUGACGAUACCAAGACCAAUGGUGUAGGAAGCAAUGGGUACAACGGAAUAAAAGGCAAGAAGACUAAUGGCGUCUCGCAGGCAAUCAAGCAUGCGUCUGGCCCAGAAGGAGUGGAUGGUCUUCAAAAUGGUGCGACAGACGUGAUAUCAGAGAAGGUUAACGGCUUGGUUAAUGGUAAACCCAAUGGUGUCACGAAUGGAGUCAAUGGUCAUACCAAUGGCAAUGGCAUGACAAAUGGCUACAGCAACGGUCUUCAUUAG